Molecule: messenger RNA, 1530 nt
Organism: Boeremia exigua
Lineage: Eukaryota; Fungi; Ascomycota; Dothideomycetes; Pleosporales; Didymellaceae
Product: Aldehyde/histidinol dehydrogenase
Exons: 2
Coding region: 1-1530 (509 amino acids)
Biological process (GO): aldehyde metabolic process
Cellular component (GO): cytoplasm
Molecular function (GO): aldehyde dehydrogenase (NAD+) activity
Source: RefSeq, a predicted model, not a curated record
AUGGGUGACUUGUAUUCGUCCAGAGAUGAUAUCGACAAAGCAGUUAGGAUUCUUCGUGCAACAUUUCGCUCGGGCCGCACCAAGGAUCUGAAAUACCGCAAAUGGCAACUCAAACAGUUGUAUUGGCUGGUGGCUGACAACCACGAAGCUAUCAUCGAUGCACUCCACAAAGACCUCGGGCGCCCCGAAUUCGAAACGCGACUGAAUAUCAAGGGAAUGCAGGAUGAUAUCGUCUACCACAUCAAACACUUUGAAAGAUGGGCUCGUGGUGAAACACCCAAGAGUGGCUUCAUAUUCUCGAACGUAGGCCGGACGCACCUGAGAGCUGAACCACGGGGUCUUGUGUUCAUAAUCGGGCCAUGGAACUUUCCCGAUACUCUGACCAUCACUCCUCUUGCUGCUGCCAUCUCUGCCGGAUGCACCGCCCUCAUCAAGCCAUCUGAGCUAGCAGCCAACUUUACCGAUCUGUUUGUGAAGCUAGCCCCAAAAUACCUUGACAGUGAGUCCUAUGCGCUUGUCACCGGCGCUGCAUCAGAGACUCAGUAUAUGCUCUCUCACAAAUUCGAUCACAUCUUCUUCACUGGAUCGACCCCCGUUGCCAAGCAUGUCGCCGCAGCAGCAGCCAAACACCUCACACCAACUGUACUCGAGCUCGGUGGACAAUGCCCGGCCAUUGUGACUAAGACUGCCAAUGUCGAUCUAGCAGCGAAACGCAUCGCUGCGGCCAAGUUUAUGAAUGCUGGGCAGAUAUGCCUCUCAGUCAACCACGUCUUCAUCGACCCCAAAGUUCAUGAUGAUUUUAUCAACCGUCUCAAACACUGGAAUCAGAGCUUCACGAGCAAUGGUGAAAGCGAUGCUAUGUGCACAAUCAUUAACGAUCGCAACUUCGGUCGUUUGGAGGGGCUUUUGAACAAAACUCAAGGCAAUGUGGUCUACGGCGGCUCAGGACACGAUCGAAAUCUCCUGAAACUGAAGACGACAGUUGUUGAUAACGUAGGUCUAGGUGAUUCCCUAUUGUCCGAGGAGUUAUUUGGGCCGUUGCUCCCAAUCAUGGAAGCCGAUUCCAAGCAAGCAGUGGAGAUGAUCAACAAUUUGCCACAUCCCUUGGGUCUCUACAUCUUCUCACAUGAUCAGUCCGAAAUCGAUUAUGUACUUGACAACACACUGUCAGGAGGGGUGACCAUCAACGAUACCUUGCUACAUGCGGGGGUUCCAGAAGUUCCAUUCGGUGGUGUGGGCGAUUCUGGUAUGGGAGCCUAUCAUGGCAAGUAUGGCUUCGACACAUUUACACAUCUACGUGCAGUUGUCCAGAUGCCAGACUGGCUGGACAAAUUCAUGGGCUUCCGAUAUCCGCCAUAUGAUCUGACGAAGAGCAAUCCUAUGACCACAUUUUCAGCCCCACCUUUCAAGCGGGGAGAGACACUUCAGGAUCAAGAAGAUGGAAUCAGUACUGUUGUCCAAAUUCUUGGUUCAGCAGCGGUCAUUGGUGGACUUGCUAUCGUGCUAGCUGGGUUGCAAAAGCUGCGCUGA